AUGCCCUUAGAAGAAAAGGAAGAGAAACAUCCUAGGCCUCGUGAUCAACCUCAAGCCCGCUAUGUAAUCCCACCUUUGGAAAAUCGUCACUUUACUGGCCGUGACUUCACGCUAGAUCAGCUUGAACAGAAAUUAUUUCUACAAGCGGAUACAGCAAAAUUAGCUCUCUUCGGACUAGGUGGUAUCGGCAAAACACAAGUUGCUCUUCAGCUUGCGCUCUGGGUGCAAGCGCAUAUACCAGACUGCUCAAUUUUCUGGGCUCCUGCCCUUAGUCUCGAGAGUUUUGAACAGGCUUGUUCGCAGAUCGCGAGAGAGCUGCAAAUCCAUCAGGUAUCAGACGGUGAAAGUGCGAUGGAGCUAGUACACCGACAGCUCAGUUCUGAUAAAGCUGGAAAGUGGCUUCUCAUUGUCGAUAAUGCCGAUGACGGGGACUUGCUUUUCGAUGAGCUUGAUCAAUAUUUUCCUGCGAGCAACAAAGGCGUUAUCUUACUCACUACGCGUUCCCGCGAUGUGGCACUAUCGUUCGCAGGAAAAGAUAUAGUUGAGCUCCAAAAGAUGACAACGGAGGAAGGCAUCGCUUUUCUUACAAAGAUUAUAGGAGAAGACUCGCUAUGUGACCAGGACUCGACUAUAAAAUUGCUGGACGAGCUGAAUUUCCUACCCCUAGCUAUUGCACAGGCAGCUUACUAUAUUUGUCGAAAUAAUGGAACGACCACACGGUAUCUUGAGCUCAUGCAUAAAACCGAAAAUGAUCGGAUGCGUCUAGCGAGCAGGGACUUCCACGAUAGCACUCGCUACCGCAAAAUGCCAAACGCGGUGACUACCACAUGGCUUAUUUCAUACAACCAGAUCAAAAGCUCUGAUCCAUCUGCUUCUGAUUUGUUGGGAUUCAUAUCUUACCUCGAGCCGAAGGCAAUCCCCCGAUCUAUUCUUCCUACCCUCGAUUCGGAAGAGGAGAUGGAGUUUGCAAUCGGUACGCUGUGUAGCUAUGGAUUUCUCACCAGGAGGGAUAAUGAGAACAUGUUUGAUAUGCAUAGCCUCGUACAGCUAUCGACCCGAGUAUGGAUGACAGAGGCUCGGAAGACACAACAGAUUAUCGCGACUUUAACGCAACAUAUGGACAAGCUUUUCCCAUCUAAUGAAUACACAAAUCGUGACAUAUGGAGGAUGUACCUACCCCACGCCCUUGAAGUCCUUAGAAGGGAGGAGAGCCAAGGUUUGAGCGAGAGGUACACCUUACUUUCCAAAGUUGGGAAAUGCAUUCUAGCGGAUGGCCGAGCGAAAGAAGCUGUCAUUCUUUUUGGAGACGUGUGUGCAUGGAAUGAAAGCCAUUAUGAUGAAGGACAUCCCUCUCGACUAGCAUCUCAGCAAUCUCUCGCAUGGGCAUAUCGAUCCAACGGGCGGAUCAAGCAGGCCGUGGAGCUACUUGAGCACGUGGUCGCGGUGCAAGAGAGAACGCUUGUUGAAGAACAUCCCUCUCGACUAGCGUCUCAGCACGAACUCGCCCAGACAUAUGAAUCUAACGGGCAGAUCAAGCAGGCCAUAGAGCUACUUGAGCACGUGGUGGCGGUAGAAGAGAGAACGCUUGAUGAAGAAAAUCCCUCUCGACUAGCGUCUCAGCAUACUCUCGCACAAGCAUAUUUACCCAACGGGCAGAUCAAGCAGGCCAUAGAGCUACUUGAGCACGUGGUGGCGGUAGAAGAGAGGACGCUAGAUAAAGAACAUCCUGAUCGACUAGUGUCUCAGCAUACUCUCGCACAGGCAUAUUUAUCCAACAGGCAGAUCAAGCAGGCCAUGGAGCUUUUUGAACAUGUGGUCGCGGUGCAAGAGAGAACGCUAGAUGAAGAACAUCCCAAUCGCCUAGUGUCUCAGCACGAACUCGCACGAGCAUUUCAAUCCAACGGGCAGAUCAAGCAGGCCGUAGAGCUUCUUGAACAUGUGGUCGCGGUGCAAGAGAGAACGCUAGAUGAAGAACAUCCUUCUCGGCUGAUGUCUCAGCACGAACUCGCACGAGCAUAUUUAUCCAACAGGCAGAUUGAGCAGGCCGUGGAGCUUCUUGAACAUGUGGUCGCGGUACAAGAGAGAACGCUUGAUGAAGAACAUCCUUCUCGGCUGAUGUCUCAGCACCAACUCGCACGAGCAUAUUUAUCCAACAGGCAGAUCGAGCAGGCCGUGGAGCUUCUUGAACAUGUGGUCGUAGUGCGAGAGAAAACGCUUGAUGAAGAACAUCCCAAUCGACUGGAAUCUCAGCACGAACUUGCACGGGCAUAUCGAUCUAACGGGCAGAUUAAGCAGGCCGUGGAGCUUCUUGAACAUGUGGUCACGGUGCAAGAGAGAACGCUUGAUGAAGAACAUCCUAAUCGACUGGAAUCUCAGCACGAACUCGCACGGGCAUAUCGAUCUAACGGGCAGGUCAAGGAGGCUAUGGAGCUUCUUGAACAUGUGGUCGCGGUGCAAGAGAGAACGCUUGACGAAGAACAUCCUGACCGACUAGCAUCUGAGUGUGCGCUCCAGGACAUAAAGCAGUCAACUAAAGUAGAGAUCAUGGAGAACAUGCUCUCGUUAUCUCUCACUGAUAUUGGAGCUUAG
Molecule: messenger RNA, 2589 nt
Organism: Penicillium pulvis
Lineage: Eukaryota; Fungi; Ascomycota; Eurotiomycetes; Eurotiales; Aspergillaceae
Exons: 2
Coding region: 1-2589 (862 amino acids)
Molecular function (GO): ADP binding; protein binding
Source: RefSeq, a predicted model, not a curated record